Molecule: messenger RNA, 1587 nt
Organism: Trichomonas vaginalis G3
Lineage: Eukaryota; Parabasalia; Trichomonadida; Trichomonadidae
Product: TOR signaling
Exons: 1
Coding region: 1-1587 (528 amino acids)
Biological process (GO): regulation of autophagy; cellular response to starvation; positive regulation of cell growth
Cellular component (GO): TORC1 complex; cytoplasm
Molecular function (GO): protein-macromolecule adaptor activity; protein binding
Source: RefSeq, a predicted model, not a curated record
AUGACUCUUGGCAUGCAUUUGGAAUAUGGAGAUAAUGGAAACGAAGUUGACCCUGAAAUGUUCACAGAGAUCAUCAAAUCCGUUUCAGGAACAUCCAAAACCAUUUCUUUCUGGGCUCUUCUCUAUCUUUCCCAGUUUCUUGAAGUUGUUCCAGAUCCAUAUUCUUUGGCUGAAGAAUUUCACCUCUUAGAACCGUUGGAACAGGCAGGAAUAGCACCACAUGCAGAGAUUAGAGCAGCUUCUUUGUUUGUAAUCACUUCAAUGAUCGAUUUCGAAAAAGAAACACCAGAAAAGAUAGAAAAACUAGUGAAACACUUAACAGAACUUUAUGUACAUGACGCAUCUAUGCUUGUUCGUAUGCAAUUGGCCAUUUUUGCUCAGAAAUUAUUAGAAAAUCAGGAAUUCUUCAGUAAAGAGUUCAGUGAAGCUUUCAAAGACGUAAUAAACCUUGUAUCCAUACUCUCACAAGAUCCAUAUCAAGAGAUUUCGGACUUUUCGACCUCAAUUUUAAGUUUAAUUUCGAAUUCUCCCGAAGGAGUUUCGAAUGUUGGCAUUUUAACAGCAUUGUUCAGUGGAGCCAUCACAGAUUUCCUGAAAGUCCAGUUCAACAGGCUUGAUAAAUACGGAUUUUCUCCAUCACAUGCUGCAUUUAUCCCUCCAGCACCUCAGCCAACAAUUAUCUCCCAAAUAGGCAGUAAUACAGAGCUAAAGUUUGUCGAAUUCGAUCAUUACAUCCACGAAAUACCUUUAGCAGCAGAUCCAAUUUUUAUUGAUCCGAAUCGAAUCUUAUUUGGGGACAUUGAUGGUUCAGUUCUUAUCAGGAACAUCCAAACCCACAAGAUAGAGCAGUAUCAUAUGUCAAAUACCUUCUUUUCCAAAAAUGCCAAAUCACAUCCUCUCAAAAAGAUCAUUCCUCUUGAAGAGACUUCCUGUUUGUUGAUUACUUCAUAUGGAGAUGUUUCCCUUGUCAAAGAUCUCAAUUCCAACUCUCCAAUGGUAAUUGACUGUUUUUCGGUUGUUCCUCCAUUUCUGAAUCCGAAAUCUUCUCCUUCUGUUGAGUAUUCUUACAUUGAUUACACAAUCUACUCAAGUUACGAACCAGGAAUCAUUUCUCCAUGGAAAUUUGACACUUGUUCUUUUUUAAACAAAAUAAAAGUUUGUGACGAAACGGAGUGGAUUAAUUGUAUAAAACCAUUGGAUUACUCAGCGAAUACACUAGCGAUAGGUACAGAAGAUUUCAGGAUGGUUGAUUUGAGGACACCUAAAACAAUAAAUGUUGUAGACACUCCUGCACCUCCUUUGAAAAUACUACAAUCAAAAUCGAAUAAUCACGAAUUUGUUGUGCAUAUGAAAGGAGGAGGAUUGUCUAGAAUUGACUUCAGAUCUCCACAGUUAGUUUCUAUUAUGGAAGUUGAAGGAGUCUCUGAUGUUUGGUCCUGUGAUUGGUAUCCUUUGUAUCUGAUAAAUUGCCAGAAUUUACAGUUGUACGAUUCAAACAGAAACUUUUAUCCUUUGCCUUCUUUGGUUUCGCCUAAUUUGAAGAAUGGAUUUGUUACUAAAGCUGCUUUCCACCCGUCUGAACAAUAG